Molecule: messenger RNA, 2520 nt
Organism: Mastomys coucha (southern multimammate mouse)
Lineage: Eukaryota; Metazoa; Chordata; Mammalia; Rodentia; Muridae
Gene: Cfap100
Product: cilia and flagella associated protein 100
Exons: 17
Coding region: 516-2357 (613 amino acids)
Cellular component (GO): ciliary basal body
Source: RefSeq, a predicted model, not a curated record
CCGGGGGUUGCGGGGUGGGCUCCAGUGGGGUGGCCCUGGGACUCGGGACUAGAUCAAACACUCUAUCGGGUCCCUUGCAAGGCUUUGCGUCCUCCUUCCUUGCUCUUUUCCACUUUAUUUACGACAGACCCAAUUUAAGCACCGGUCCAUCCCCACUAGCUUCUGCAUUCUUGCCUCAGGGUGUGGUGUGGCAAGAGAAGCUGGGGUGUUAGGAGGCAGGAUUCCCUGGUAGGGUCUCGGCUAAGGUAGAAAUGGCUCAGACUGCAAGCAACCCUGGGCUCCACCCUCGGCCCUACUUCAUGGAGAUUUGGAACACUGGUUGAGCUUCUGCAAAUAGGAAAACUCUUUUCAUUUUGAAGGGAGCUUAGCCUAGCGUCAGGAACUCUAACAGGUGGAAUAGAGGGCUUGUUUUCAUGCAGCUUGCAUUCUGGGAGACAUGUGCAAUAAAAGUCUUUUAAGAGGAGAGCGUUUCCUUCCGCUAAGGCCAAGCUUUGCACACCGAUUGAUCCUCAGCCAUGACGUUCAAGGCACAGUCCUAUAAGUUCCCCACGAAAAUGGUCGGAGACAAAGGCAGCCAGGAGUUCAUAAACAACAGCUCCUCUUCCUUCACUGAAGAGAAAAAGAAAGAAUCAAAGAAAAACAAAGGGAAUGUGACUAUUUCUGACCGCUCAAGUAACCCUUUCCACAUAUCAAAGGAUGUGGACUACUUCUUGCUCAGAGAGCAGGAGAGGACUCAAGCUAUUGCAGAGCGUGAACAAAAGAAGAUUUUGAGGGUGCACCAGAAGAUGACCUAUGCAUCCAAGGUAUCAGCCAAGCACACAAGUCUGCGCCGGGAGCUACAGCUGGAAGAAGCAAUGGAGCAGGAGCAGCUGAAUGCCGAGGUAGAGGAGAUGCACUGCUUCCGAGACAACCAUGAUUGGAAGCUGGCUAUGACCCGAGAAAAGAAUAAAGAGCCUGGAACAUUGAAUGACUACAUGGAGAAGAAGAGAAGCAUGUUUCUCCUCCAGUAUGCCCUGGCAAUGAAGCGCAAUGAAAUCCAGCGACUGGAAAUGCUGGCGGUCCGGGAGGAGAACAGGCUGGAGAGGGCUGAGAAGUUCCUGGAGAAGGACGCGUCCUUGUUUGACGAGUUCCUCAGGGAGAAUGACCGCAACUCAGUGCAGGCCAUGAGACUGGCUGAGAAAGAGGUCAAGAUCAAGACAGAGAAGAUUGGUGAGAUCCGGGAACUCACAGCCCAGAUCACGAGCAUCAAAAGCGACAUCUCCAAAUUUGAAGACACUUUGAAACAUUACAAGGUCUACAAGGAGUUCCUGUACAAGUUGUCACCCAAAGAGUGGCUGGAUGAGCAGCAGGAGAAGCGCUUGGCUCUCAGAAGGGCCAAGGAGUCCGAAGAGCUCACCAAGAUCAGCAGCACGGCCAGCUUAUUAGGAGACAGAGUAGCGUCUGGGAUUAAGAGCAAGACAGCUUUCCUGUGGAAAGACCUUCACAGCUUGAAGAAGGCCGCAAGGAUUGGACGACUUGGAAAGGGUCCAUCGUCCAGCACUCAGAGCCUCCCGCAGGUCGUUCAGCUCACCCAGGCCAGCAUGCAUAGCGAUCUGGACUCCAGACUGUCAAGCGCCACGAUUCCAUCACAAGACGACACUGACAGCGAUGGGGAGGAGCUGGCACUAUACUUCACUGAGCCCCAGCAGCUCUUAGACGUCUUCACAAAGCUAGAGGAACAGAACUUGUCACUGAUUCAGAACACACAGGAAAUGGAGGAGACCUUGGAUGAACUGAACAUCACUCUGAAAAACACCCAGAUCCGCAUGGACAAGGAAGUCAACCUUCUGAAGCAGUGGAUUUCCUCCAUGAUGAUAUCAAUCUCCAAGGAGGAAGAGUCAGCUGCAGAACUAGAGCUCAAAGCCCGAGUCUUCCACUUUGGGGAGUAUCAGGGUGACCAGCAGGACAAGAUGUUGGAAAGCCUGAACCACAAGGUGCUGGAUGUGUACCGGAAGUGUGUGGGCAUGCAGCAGGAGGCCAACCUGGGCACAGUGCAGAUGCUGACUGUGGUGGAGCACCAGCUGGAUGAGCUGAUGGAGAAUCUUGAGCGAGUGCCUCAGGUCAAGAUCGAGCAGGCUGAGAAGGUCAAGGAGAGGGAGCGGCGCAUAAGGCUUCGUGAAGAGAAGGCCAAGAUGCAGCAGCAGUUGCAGGAGGAACGUCUGCAGAGGGCUCGAGCCAGGGCCCAAGCUAAAAUAAAGAAGAAGAGAGGCCGGAAAUUGGUAACCCGUUCUCAUCCACCAAUCAUCAAAGUAAAGGAGGUACGUGAACAGACACUGAUAGACAAAGACAAGGAGGAGAUGCUCUUCUUCUUCACUUAGCAGCAGAGCUGGCUGAGGGCUCAGGAAGAAGUCAGCAGGAAGUACAGACAGUAAGGGGCUAUAAGCCUGAGGGGUCCCUAACUCCAUCUCAUACUUUCCUGUCAGCCUCCUUACUCAAAGGAAAUAAAAUCAUGUCUCUUGGGAGUCUGAAUGGCCUGCUGAG